Molecule: messenger RNA, 1136 nt
Organism: Mytilus californianus (California mussel)
Lineage: Eukaryota; Metazoa; Mollusca; Bivalvia; Mytilida; Mytilidae
Product: transmembrane protein 26-like
Exons: 2
Coding region: 1-705 (234 amino acids)
Source: RefSeq, a predicted model, not a curated record
AUGAAUGAGGGAGAUACAAAGCCAAACCAGGACAAGGUAACAUUGCCUUUGAAAUUAGAUGCAGACACCUGGGCAUCCGUCCUGGAGCAACUCAUGCUGUUUAUGUUUGUAAUUGCAAGAUGGGUGUUACCUAGGGGGAAAUUGACACGCGAUCAACUUUCGCAACUUUUAUUUGUAUACAUAGGAUCUGCAUCAGACGUCAUGGAACUUUUUGUAAUUUUUGAAGAACCAGAAAUAAGGUCAGAUGUUACAUUCAGUUAUGUAACUUUAGGAGUGUGGUCCCUUAGUUUACUUCAAUUCUGUUUAAUCCUUACCGCGACCAGGAAUAUUGGUAGCAGGGCUAUUGCAAAGCAUACUGCUGUAGAUGGUGAUAUUCCAGAGGAUGAAGUGGGACAGGAAAAGGUCGGAUAUUCUGCUUGUUGUGACAAAGUUUUCCAACUAGAAAUCUGGACCUUAUUUAUUUGCUUGAUUUUGCAAGAUGGUCCUUUUCUUGGUGUUAGAUUGUAUGCAAUUUUUGUCAAAGGAGUGUUGUCGUAUGGUAUUAUAUUUUUCACUGCUAAAAACAUCUUGAUUCUGUUUCUGUUAUGCUACAGGGUAAUAGUUCUGUGUUAUUCAAAGUUUACAAAGGAUCUCGAUAACCAAAACAGAAAUAACGGGUUUUCUAGGAAAAACAUUGUUGGACCUUAUUCUGCUGAAAAGAAAUAAGAAGGGUAAACAUUUAGUCGAAAAAUUAUCUGACAAUUCAUAGAAAAAUGGAUAACGUCAGGAAUGUGUGUUGUAACUUAAAAUGAGAAUUACAAAACAUUUGAUAAUAAGGAAAUUAUAAUAUGUUAGAUUAUUUCGUUAAUUUUAGAAAAUAUUUCAGCUGUACAUGUAUAUAUUUUCCGUAUAGCAGACAGUAUUGUUUCAUGUAUUCCAAUAAUUGCUUCAAUUUCUGGUGCACUGCAAACAUAAGUGACACGAGCCAAAGUUUAGCCAAAAAAGUUGUUUUAUAUCACAAUUAGCAAUGUUCGAGCCAGGCUUUAUUUGGGUCAAAACGGGACUGUUCAUUCUCAUCGCAAAAUGUAAAGAACCAAGAUUUGAGCCAAGACAUUUUUUUGUUAUUUCUGGACUUAACCAAAAAAUCCACAUCCAGU